GAUUCUCCAGCAUCUGCAGUUCCUAUUAUCUCUGACACCAACCGUGCAGCUCAGCUCUUCCCCUGUAGUCCACCCUGAUUCAUUCACAACUUCAAAUCCGCGCCCAUUCUGGACUGGCCCUUUAACCCGAAGGAGGGAAGGGCACCUGAGGUCAACCGGCCCCAGCCUGUUCAUCCGCUCCGAAAAAACGGCGGACUGAUAUCGAGAACACGACUCGGGCUGCACCUUAUAAAUUGCCACCUUCUCCUGUGUUUUUCCUUACACGAAGUGGGGACGGGAUCAGACUGUAUUGCACGGUUCCUCCCCCGCCCCGGAUUUGGUGGUGUGGUGUGGACUGGUCUGGAGUGCCUGCCCCCGACGGCGAUUGCGGCGAUGUUGACCUCUCAGGGUGAUCAAUCUUUUGGAAGCAACUGUUCUGAUGUUGAAGAUCCCUCUGCUUUAGCUAUGUCUCCACAGGAACGUUCUAGUCCAAUGUGCAACCUAAAAAAAUACAACACUAGCACUCCUUUAGCAACCAAAUGUGUAACACAUCCACCAUUCUUGUACUUGAAUUCUUCUUAUCCACAUUCAGAGUACAGGGCAAGCCCUCCAACCUCGCAACAAUCUUCAUCCAGCGCACUUCAUGAAAAUUGGCAACAGCCUAACUGUGAAGAAAGAACAGAAUCAUUUACAAGCCAUUUAGUAAACACUUCACAGUGUUUACAGUCUACUAUUUGCAAUAGCUUGUCUUUUGAAUCACUUGGCUGCUCAUUACGUCAGUUUGAAAACAGUAAUAAACUGGAUAUGACUACAGGUUCCUUCAACUCUUCAAUAGUCGAUUCUGAAACUUUGGUUAAUAAUUUGGAGAAUCAUUGUGAACUGAAGUGGGGAUUGAACUACCAAAAGGAAGGCUUUAUAGACACACAUUGCCAUCUGGACUUUUUAUUCUCUAAAUUGUCUUUUAGUGGAACUUUUUCAAACUUUAUGAAGGUUUAUGACACCACUUUCCCAGCGGAGUUUCAGGGAUGUAUCACAGAUUUCUGUGACCCUCGUAGCCUGGUUCUUGGGAAUGAAUGGGAAUAUUUACUGGAUGAACCACUUGUUUGGGGUGCUUUUGGCUGCCACCCUCAUUUUGCCCGUUAUUAUACAAGUUUACAAGAAAAGGCAAUUAUUCAAGCACUGAGACACCCCAAAGCAGUUGCUUUUGGUGAGAUGGGAUUGGAUUAUUCUUAUAAGUGUUCAACGGACAUCGCCAAACAAAAGCAGGUCUUUGAAAGACAGCUAAAACUUGCAGUGGCAUUAAAGAAGCCUCUUGUCAUUCAUGGCAGGGAUGCUGAUGAAGACUUAUUUGAGCUAAUGAAAACUCAUGUCCCAAGGGAUUACAGGAUUCAUAGGCAUUGCUUUACAGGUCGAUAUGAAGUGAUUGAACCAUUUCUACGAGAAUUUUCUAAUUUGUCAGUUGGAUUCACAGCCCUGUUAACCUACCCAACUGCUGUUGUCGUCAGGGAAGCAGUAAGAAGAAUUCCAAUAGAGAGGAUUGUCGUAGAAACUGAUGCACCAUAUUUUUUACCUAGAGGAAUUUCAAAGAGGGUUUGUUGCUAUUCCCAUCCAGGAAUUGCUUUACAUACACUAAUGGAAAUUGCCAGGCAGAAGGUUAUGAAGCUAUCCACAGUUCUUUCUAUAGUGAGAAAAAAUACUCAAGAUAUAUAUGGAAUAUAAACAAUUGACCGAAUGUCAUCCUAUUUUAAUUGUUUUUUUUUUAAAUUGUGACCCAUAAGAAUGUCGACAUUUAAUGAAUGAAAGAAUGAAUGAAUUUAUCCCAGCUUGGAAUGUUAUUUUGCAGCUUGCAUUUUUUUGCAUAAGGCUUAGUUUGCAUAUUUUCAAUUUGACUACUGUUUCUUUAUCAACUUUGAAUACUGGAUGUUGCAACAUAAAUUUGUAAUGAUUCACUAAAUAUACAUGAAGAUGGGACUUAAAUUUCUGA
This is a messenger RNA of Stegostoma tigrinum, 1963 nucleotides long. It is a transcript of the gene tatdn2, whose product is annotated as TatD DNase domain containing 2. Lineage: Eukaryota; Metazoa; Chordata; Chondrichthyes; Orectolobiformes; Stegostomatidae. Gene Ontology annotation, molecular function: hydrolase activity, acting on ester bonds. The transcript has 5 exons. The record is from RefSeq and is a predicted model, not a curated record. The coding region runs from base 373 to 1698 and encodes 441 amino acids.